AUGUCCCCUGCUGAGAAGGCGGGGCCUGAAGCCUCAUCCAUGACCCCUCCUGCGAAGACGGAGCCUGGGGCCUCAUUGGAGCCAUCACAGGUGAAGAUGGAGGCUGAGGCUUCGUCCAUAAUCUCUCCUGCAAAGGCGGAGUCUGAGGUCUCAUUGGAGCCAUCCCAGUUGAAGACGAAGGCUGAGGGCUCACCGGUGGCCUCUCCCACAAAGACGGAGCCCACGGUCUUACUUGAGUCGCCCCAUGCCAAUUUGGAGCCUGAAGCCUGGUUCCCACCUUCCCAAAUUCAACCUGGACCUACAGUUUCAUUCGAGGCCCCGGAAAUGAUGCAACUUGAUGGGAAGUGUGAAGAUUCGGAUGAUGCAAUGUCCAUUUAUGCCUCUUCUAUCGCUGCCUCCUCCAUUGGCGAAUCCUCUGGGGAUGAGUCCUUUGCUGUGAUCAGCGCGAAGAAGAAAAGCGGCCGCCCAUACCGCAGUACCGAUGAUUACGGUCAGGACCGCCCGGAGGGCCCUACAAUAUAUCAUGUCUCAAUAAUGGUUGUGGCUAGCAAACUAGCCACUGUGCGGGUCAGUUCGGCUGAGGGCCGAUCGAAACUUAUCCCCUAUCAUCUCACAUACUUCAGCAUGAAAGCCAUUCCCAUCACUGUGUUCACCGGUUUUCUUGGCUCAGGCAAGACUACAACUAUAUUGUCCUUAUUGCCCCAAUUGCCCAAGGAUUAUAAAGUGGUUCUACUCAAAAAUGAAUUUGGGGACGUAGAAGUUGAUUCUCAACUAGCUAAACAAUCAUCCCUUACGGCUGUGUUGUAUUCUGGUUGGCCAAAUGAAGACAGCACUGAUCGAGAUCCAAGGUCUGUGGUUCCUAUGAGGAUGAAAGAAGCACUAAAGGGGAGCUUCAGAUUCCAAAGAUCCGCUUUUCCAGCCACUCUGGCCUUCCAAAUUCGAGAACUGGAAAAGGAGACAGGAGGCGCCUUAAAAUUAGACGCAAUUGUGACUGUAAUUGAUGCAGAGAACUUUACCGGGUAUGAGGAUACUUCAACGACCGCCAAAAUGCAGGCAGCGUACACGGAUGUUUUGCUCAUCAAUAAAUGGGAAAACGUAUCGGAAAGACAACUGGAUAUCGUAAUGGAUCAUUUGUUCACGCUGAAUGAAGAUACUCCAAAGAUCAAAUGCAGAGGUCGAGCUGGUGUGGACCCGUCCCUUAUAUUCGGAAUCGACUCCAAGCUAUUUACAAGCAAAGAUGAUGCCGGAGAAAAGAUUGAUAACCAUCAUGACGAGAUUGAGACUGUAACGCUCUGGAAAGGUGAUCCAUCUCAGGCAGAACACCUACAUCGACACGACGAACACUGCAAACAUUCCCACAAUCCUUCCGAGGCAAAUAGAAUUGUAUCCGAAGGACUAAUGGACCGUUCUACUUUGACCGCGGCCUUGGCUUCACUCAAGAAGGACACCAUUUAUCGAGUCAAGGGGUUCAUCAGGAUGCAGGAAGGCAACGAAGCCCCUACAAUACAUAUUCUCAACUGGGCUUUUGAAAGGUUUGACCUGAGUCCUGUACACACAGUGGGAGACAAACCGGUACUGGCUGAAGGUAUUGACAUUCAAUUUACCGUGAUGGGUGAGAGGGGAGAAGUUCGACGGAAAGUUCAAUCGCUCGCAGAAAAACUCGGAGCUAAUGUAAAUUAA
Messenger RNA from Acaulospora colombiana, 1680 nucleotides. NCBI's taxonomy places the organism in Eukaryota, Fungi, Glomeromycota, Glomeromycetes, Diversisporales, Acaulosporaceae. The record is from the annotation of a GenBank genome assembly.